AUGCAAUUCGAAUCUCCCGGAUUCAAUAUGGAUUUAGAUUAAGAGCUUUAAGCUGAAUAGCAUGAAGACUUUGAAUAAUAAUAUUUAGGGUUUUGCUUACGUACAACAAAGAGAGAAACUUCAAUUAACUGUCCAAAUUUAUAUAGCCAAACUUAGAGUAUCAAGAGCAUGGAGGGGUUCAAUGAUUUAAAUGGUCAGAAGAUGGAAAACAUCACUUUAAAGAGUAUCCAGUAGAAUACUCCAGAGACAAAUAGAACAUUGAUAAAUACCCCUACAAAUAAAUAGCAUUCAACUGGUUCAAGCAUGAUGGCGUUCUUUUUGAUAAAGCGAUUUUUGGAGAAACUGUAAAUAAAGAGAAGAAUAAUUGAGACAUUGAAUUUUACUCAUUUGAAUUUGAUUGGUGAUAAAGCAGCAGACAUGUAAAUAUGGAGUUUUAUUAUAGUAAUGUAGUAUUGCAAUAUACAAAGUCAAUUCAACGAGCAGGGUUUACUUUGAAAGCAAUGAAAAAACUUUUAAAGAUGGAAUCGUCUAUUGAGGAAACAAAAAUGGAAACAAUGAAACAAUACUACUAAAAUAUGAAAAAGCAGGCAAUCAAAAUUUUAUAAAAUUUUAUUAAUAAAAUCCCUUUAAUAUAAUCUGAAUCAGUUUUUAAGAUGUAUUGGGAUUUAUUUGCAGUCGUAUUUCGGAUUAUAUUAGUUGUUUUAAUACCUUUAGAGGUGGCAUUCAAGACAAAAAUAAUGUUUGAAAGCAAUUUUGCUUUGACUGUAAUAAUAAUAAUAAUUCUUAUAAUGGAUUUCUUGAUUAGAAUAAAUACUUAGUAAUAUUUAAAUGGAUAAGCUAUAAGAGAUAGAUGGAGACUAAUUGUAUAUUAGGCUAAAAAAUCAAUGCUAAUAGACUUUUUAUCAAUAAUGAUAAUGAUAAUAUUUUUAUCUAUUGAACCAUAAGAUUAGUACUAUAACCUAUUCACAUUAGUUACAUUAACACAAUAUUCUUAUGUUUAUGAAAUACUCUCAAAAAGUGAAUAACUCUCAUAUUUUACAAGACCUUAAAGAGGAAUAUUGGGUUUAUUAAAGUUUGUAGCUACUUUGUUUUAUAUUUUACAUCUGUUUAGUUGUGUUUGGUUUUGGAUCUCAAGUUUGUAAAUAGAAGAUUCUUGGAUAGAUUUUAAGGAUUUAACUGAUAAAUCUUGGCAAUUAUAAUAUUUGGAAGCCUUGUAUUUUGCAAUUGUAACAAUGUUGACAAUUGGAUAUGGUGAUAAUGUACCUAAGAAUCCAACAGAGAAAAUAGUUACAAUCAUAUUCAUCCUUGGAGCAUGUUUAUGGUUUUCGUAUAGUGUUAAUUUCAUAGGAGGUAUUAUGAAUGACAUCACUCAAAAUUAAGUUGAAAGAAAUUAGAAGAUGAGAGUUAUCAAUAAGUAUAUGACAAAAAGAAAUAUUCCUUUUGCUCUUUAACAUUAGUAUAAAUUAUCAUCUUAUUUUUAGAAUCAAGGAAUACUUAACUUAUAGGUGGAAAGAAGAUGAUGAAGUAGACUUAGAAAUAGAAUAAGCAUUAUUAGAUUAACUAUCUGAUGAACUUAAAGAAGAAUUAGACAAAUAAGCUCAUAAGGUAUUUAUUGAGAAAUCUAUUCUAUUGUAAUAAUUUUUUAGUGAAGAGUUCAGAAAUGCUCUAUUCAAGAGUAUUAAAAGGAAAAGUAUUAUAUUUAUUGUAAAAAUUAAGUUAUUCCCCCAGAAAAUACAUUUUAAAUUGAUUUUAAUGGUUAACAUCAUCUAUGUUUUAUUGAAUAAGGACAUUUGUUGUAUUAGCAUAAAGAUUCAAAACAAAGAUCUAAAAUGAAUACUAUAAUAAAUUUAGGAGAAUUUCUUUGUGUUAAAGAAUUUAUAAUUGAAGAUCCUGAAAUGGAACUAUUCAAAGCUGUUGGAUAUGUCAGUCUCUUAGUUUUAUCUAAAUAAGACUUCUUAUAAACUCUCAAGGAUUUUCCAGAAGAUUUUUAAAAAUACUGUUAAUUGAAAGAUUCAAUAAUACUAAACUUAGAUUCUAUAGUUUUAACAAAGAGUGUUUAUUGUCCUGCUUGUUAACAAUUUGAACACUCAUUGGCUCAAUGUCCUUAUAUUUAAUUAAAAUCGAACAGAGAAGUAGUAAUAAAACGAUAUUAACAUUCAAAAUACUAAUUGAGAUCUUCUUUUACAAGAAGAACAUCAAAAAAUGUAUUUUUAGCUUUAUCAGAAAAGGAAUUAGUUGCAGAGUUUGCAAAAGUAUUUUCAAGUGACAAUUAAGUCAUAAUUAAUUAAUAACUCAAAAUUUAUCUUAAUCAUGAAUCUGAUUUAUUUGAUUCAAAUUCUGUUGAGCCUCCUCCUUCUAAUGAUAAUAUUAAAUUAACUCCAUAAGUGUAGUAAGGUUGCCUUCCUCCUUAAUCAACAGCUUGUGCUGAUUUAUUAAGCAGCAUUAGGAUUCAAAAAAAUUUAAUAAGAGAAACAGAUAUUGAUCUCAAAGGAGAAUUGAGAUAAUAAUUAAAUUAAGGUAGAAUUAUUAGGAAGAUGACUCUUCAUCCAUAAAAUAAAUAAAUAAAAAAGAGUACUACAACUACUUUCACAGUAAGAUAUAUUUAGGAUGAAGAUUUAGAAGAUUAAUAAAUGGCAAUAGAAUUUCAGAAUUAUCAAAAUGAAAAUAUCAUUCUUCUCUAUAAUAAAUUAGUAAAGUAAGAUCAAGAUGAGCCUAUUGUCAAAUAAGCUUUAAGUCAAAUUGAACCUCUAUUUUGGAAAUUAAAUCAAAAAACAAUAGAUAACUUUGAAGUGUUAAAAAAUUAUGACUAUUUUUUUUCUCAUCAUAAUGUUCAAUAGAUAAUUGAUGUAGUGAAUAAAAAUAUACAUUCUUGGCAAAAGGAUAUCAUAGAUAAGCUAUAAAAAUUUAUGUUUUUCCCUUUCAAUUACAUACUCAAGUAUCUCAAAUUAAGACGCAAUAGGAUGAAUCAAGCAAUUAUAGAGAAAAGCAAUAAGUUUAAAAGAAUAAAGAAUAAAUUAAGAAUGAUAUAAUUGAGGAAUAAUUUACACUUAAAGAAAAUGUCAACAUCAUCAAACAAAAACAUAAGAUUUAGUUAGAUUUUGCCAUCGUAGUUUCCAUCUUAAGAUUCAAUCAUUACCUGAUUAGUCAUGUUAAAUAUAUAUAUAUAUAUAUUUAAUUUAAAUUAUUCAAGCAUCAAUUUAUAAAAUCAACAAGAUCAAAUAAAAUAAAAUAAAAUAAAACCCUCUUUACAUAACCAAAUUAAAAACUCUAAAGAUUAAAUUAUUAAUUAACAAAUUAUAUGAUCGUUCUUUUAUUUGCUACUUUUAAACUAAUAUAAUCAUGUAGAUUGCUUUUUAAUUAAUUAGGUGAAUAUCAUUGUCAAACUUGUGAUACUAAUUAAGAUUUUUGUUCUAGUUGUCCCUCGACAAGAAAUUUGAGCUUUGUUGUUGAAAAAGGAGCCAACGCAAACGUAUGUCUGUGCAAACAAAAUUUUGUGGAUAUAGGAGGAUAAGAGUGUUUGUGUAAUUUAUAAAAAAAAAAUUAGAAUGUCCUUCUAAUUGUAUGGAUUGUGAUCCAAAUGAUCCAUCUAAAUGUAUUAGUUGUGGGAAUGAAGAGCUUACUUAUAGAGUUUUAGAUAGUAAUUAAACUUGUAUAUGCAAAGAAGGGUAUAUUGAAGUGUGGUAUACAUAUAAUUGUUAAAGUAUUUUUGGUUAUUCUAUUUAGACAUACAAUUCAAUUAAUAAAUUCUUCAAUUUGAAUAUAUAUUAUCAUUAGAAUAAUACGUAAAUAGAUUAUAAAACAAAAACACAUACUCUUAAAUGACUAUUGAAGGACUAGAUUAUAUGAUUUAGAGAGGAAUUGUAAAUGAUGGCAUCAAUUAAUUUUAAUUAGUUUCAAAAUUAGAGUCAAAUAAAAUUAUUAGUACAACAACACCAUAUCCACAGGGACAAGCUUAUAUGUAAAAAUUUGAUAAUUUGUUUGCUUUUGGAAUUAUGCUCAAUCAUGAAUCAACUAUGAUCUGGGCUGCUAAUGUUAAUUAUAUAAAUUACAAUUAAUAUUCAGGAAUUAGAAUUUUAAAUUAAAGUAUAUGGGAAUUUGUAAUUUUUCAAUUCCUAUUAUAAAAAUAUGAAGGAAAUAUUUUUUUAUAGAUUGCAUUGUUAGAAAAUAAAAAUAUCAACAACGAUAAGCAAAAUCGUUUGUUAGAAACAAAAGAAGGAAAAAUGGCAUUAUGUUAUUAUCUAGCAUAUGAGCUUAAUAAUUUCUUAUUAGAAUCCUAGUUAGAUGAAAUAAUAAAUGAUAUAUUGUAUAUUUUAUUGUAGAGACCAUCUAAUAGUUUAGAUUACUUUUAUAAUGGAUAAGAACUUAUAAUAUAGAAAUGUUAGCCUAAUUAUAUUUUGAAAAAUAAAGAAUGCUUAUGUGACAAUGAAAAUGGAUAUUAUGUAUAUAAUAACAUUUGUUAAUUGUAAUGCCCUGAUGAUUGCAUAACUUGUACUAAAGAAGUAUGUCUCUUGGCAGAUCAUUCUAUUAGAUGCUAGGAAAAUUAUUAUUUAGAUAUUCAAAAGAAUAUUUGUUUAUAAUGUUAUUAAACAUGUCAAACCUGUAUAAAUGAGAAAGAAUGUACAAAAUGUAAAAAUGAAUUCAUUCUCAGUAAUAGCUAAUGUUUGACUUGUUAAGAAUUUUAGGAAUAGUACAAAUGUGAUUAAUAUGAUUAGAAUUGUUUAUGCUUAAAAUGCAUGGAUGGAUAUUAACUAGAUGAAUUUAAUUAAUGUAUUGAAUGUUCAUAAAAUUGUAAAUCCUGUCAUUUAAAAGAUCAAUGUAAUAUUUGUAAAGAUGGUUAUUACUUAAGUGAUAAUUAAUGUGUUUAAUGUCAUGAGAACUGUAUUCUGUGUUAAGAUUAGAAUUAUUGUAUAAAAUCUCAGAAAGGAUAUUAUAUUUAAAAUGGGAUUGCAUUAAAAUGUAUUAACAAUUGUCUAGAUUUCUUGAAUGAAUGUUAAUGUCAAGAUUGUUUUGAUAAAUAAUAUAGAAAAGAUAUUGAUUUAUUUUGUUAUCCAUGUCCUGUUAAUUGUUAAACAUGUUCAAAUUAAUAAACUUGCAUUAAUUGUGUUUCCAAUUCAUUUUAUCUGGAUAUUUCUGAAUGCAAAUAAUGCUAAUUUCCUUGCUUAACUUGUUUAAGUUAAACUAAAUGUCUCUCUUGUAUAGAUGAAUAACAUUAUUAUAUUAAAGAACAUCAAAAUUGUGCUUAGUGUCCAACAUCAUGUAAGACUUGCUAUUAUGAUGAGAAUCCAUUAUGCACUAGUUGCUAACAAAAUCAUUAUUUAUUAAAUUAAUAAUGCUAUGGUAUAAUAAAUAUUCUAAUUUAUAGAAUGUCCGCUAUAUUGUAAAGAUGCAUGUAUAUUUGAUACUAUCAAAAAUUUCAUUUAAUGUGAGUAAUGUUAAAUAGGAUUUUAUCCCACAUAUAUUAACAUCCCAUUUGAAUGUUAAAGAUGUAAAGAAUAUUGUACAAAUUGUACUAAUGAAGAAUCAUGUUUGGAAUGUUCAUUAGGGUAUAUUUUAAACAAUGGGAAAUGUCAAAGUUGUAGCUAACUUUAUUAAAACUAAUGCAUAAGUUGCAAUAAAUAGUUAUGUUUAUAAUGUUAGAAUGGAUAUAAAUUAAAUAAUGGGAAUUGUAUCGAAGAUAAAAUAAUUGAAGUCCCUAUUUGUCUUGUAAAUAAAUAGUAUUAUAAUACCAUAAGCAAUUCUUGUGACUCUUGCAUAUAGAAUUGUAUAAUUUGUAAAGAAUAAUAAACAUGUAUCAAAUGUGAAGAAACAUAUUAUGAGAAAUCAGAAAUUUGUAUUUAGUGUAAGUUUCCUUGUAAUACUUGUUUGAAUGAUUAAUUUUGUUUAACAAUCUCUAAUCAAUUAUAUUAUAUUGAUAAUGGAAUUACAGAUUUAAAUCAAAUUAAUAGUUUCAGAUGUAAAUCUCCUUGUAAUAAGUGCUAUUCAAAUGAAGAAUGUAUUGAUUGUAUAGAUGGAUUCUAUUUUCAAAAUAAUAAUAAAUGUCUUUAAUGUGAUUCUAUGUGUAAAACAUGUAAAAAUAUGAGCACUUUUUGUACUUCAUGCAAUUCAGGAUUUUUAUUAUUAAAUGGCCUAUGUUAUCAAUGCUUAGAUUAAAAUUGUUAAAAUUGCAAUCGAUUUUGUUAAACAUGCAAUCACUUUAAGGAUGAUCUUUACAAAUGUUAAUCUUGUUUAAUAGGAUAUUAUUUAAGAAAUUAAGAAUGUCAUCAAUGCAAUUCUAUAUGUUAAUCUUGCUCAUAAUCAAGUGAUCAAUGUUCCUCUUGUUUUGAGGGAUACUUUUUAACAUCAGAAAUGAAAUGUGAAAAAUGUAAUAUAGGAUGCAAGUCAUGUUAAGUUUAAACAAAAAGUUGUAUUCUUUGUGAAGAUGGAUAUUAUUUAUCUGAGAUAAGUGAUUUUGUAUAUCAAUGUAUAAAAUGUGAGCAGGGAUGCAAAUAAUGUUAAGAAGAUGUAUGUUUAGUUUGUACUGAUUAUUACUAUUUAACAGAAGAGAGAAAGUGUUAAUAAUGUGUUCUUCCAUGUUUAAAAUGCACUACACUUACUUAAUGUACUAUCUGUGAAAAUGGUUAUUAUUUAAAUAAUGAAAUGUGUGAAAAAUGUAUGUAAAAUUGUUUAACAUGUUCAUCUUCUAAUAAUUGCUUAAUUUGCCAAGACUCAUAUUAAUUGGUUGAUCUUAAAUGCAUUAAAUGUCCAAAUAAUUGUAUCACUUGUAAUGAGGGUUAAUGCUUAUAAUGUGAAUAAGAAUACAUUCUUUAAAAUGAUGAUUAUUGCCAUAAAGUUUCAAUUAUUUGUAAUAUCAAUUAAUGCUAAAAAUGCUUUGAUGUUAAUUAGUGUCUAACCUGCUCAUAGGGUUAUACUCUCAACACUUAAAAUGAUGAGUGUAAAAUAGAAAAUCAAAUAUUUGAUUCAGAGUCAACUGAUAAAGAUGACAGUGGAACAAUUUUUAUUAUUAUUUCAGCUAUAUUUUCAUUAAUCUCAUUUACUCUAAUUUAUUUGAUCAUAAAAUGCAGAAAGAUCUAGAUAAAAAUUAAACUUAUAGAAAGAACUUAGCCCAAAUUUCCUGAACUUCCAGUUACUAUAUCAGAAUUUCCUGCAGAUGAGUAAAACUGA
Paramecium pentaurelia is the source of this 7161-nucleotide messenger RNA. Lineage: Eukaryota; Ciliophora; Oligohymenophorea; Peniculida; Parameciidae. The record is from the annotation of a GenBank genome assembly.